AUGUUGAAAAAGGCAAGAAGAUCUUUAUUCAGAAAUGUUCUCAGUGCCACACAGUUGACAAAGGUGGAAAGCACAAGACAGGACCAAAUCUUUGGGGUUUAUUUGGCCGCAAAACAGGACAAGCUGCAGGAUUUUCUUACUCAGAUGCUAACAAAAACAAAGGAUCGACGUUUUAAUGAUGAGAUUGACAAACUGACUGGAUACAAGACAAAGUCACUCUUGUGCAUGCCUAUAAGAAACAGUGAUGGAGAGAUUAUUGGUGUUGCCCAAGCAAUAAAUAAGACUCCCGGAGGUGCCCCUUUUUCUGAUGAUGAUGAAAAAGUGAUGCAGAUGUAUCUGCCAUUCUGUGGGAUUGCCAUAUCCAAUGCCCAGUUAUUUGCAGCUUCAAGGAAGGAAUAUGACAGAAGCAGGGCUUUACUGGAGGUAGUGAAUGACCUCUUUGAGGAACAAACUGAUUUAGAGAAAAUUGUCAAGAAAAUUAUGCAUCGGGCUCAGACUCUGCUGAAGUGUGAACGGUGCUCAGUGUUACUUCUGGAAGAUAUUGAAUCACCAGUGGUGAAAUUCACUAAAUCCUUUGAGUUGUUAUCUCCAAAAUGCAGUGCUGAUACUGACAACUGUUUCAAAGACAGUGUGGAGAAAUCAUCAUCCUAUUCCGACUGGCUAAUAAAUAAUAGCAUUGCUGAACUUGUAGCUUCCACGGGUCUCCCAGUGAACAUCAGUGAUGCCUAUCAGGAUCCGCGCUUUGAUGCUGAAGCUGACCAAAUUUCUGGCUUUCACAUAAGGUCUGUUCUGUGUGUUCCUAUAUGGAAUAGCAACCACCAAAUAAUUGGGGUAGCUCAAGUGUUGAACAGACUUGAUGGGAAACCCUUUGAUGAUGCCGACCAGCGACUGUUUGAAGCUUUUGUUAUUUUUUGUGGCCUGGGUAUCAACAACACCAUUAUGUAUGACCAAGUGAAGAAAUCCUGGGCAAAACAGUCAGUGGCUCUUGACGUGUUAUCUUACCAUGCAACAUGUUCGAAGGCAGAAGUUGAUAAAUUUAAGGCAGCAAACAUCCCACUGGUGUCAGAGCUUGGCAUUGAUGAUAUCCAUUUUGAUGACUUCUCACUUGAUGUGGAUGCCAUGAUUACUGCAGCCCUGCGGAUGUUCAUGGAACUUGGAAUGGUUCAGAAAUUUAAAAUUGACUACGAGACGCUGUGUAGGUGGCUUUUGACGGUUCGGAAGAAUUAUCGAAUGGUUUUGUAUCACAACUGGAGACACGCUUUCAAUGUCUGCCAGCUAAUGUUUGCCAUGUUAACUACUGCAGGAUUUCAGGAGAUUCUGACUGAAAUUGAAAUUUUAGCUUUGAUUGUGGGAUGCUUAUGUCAUGACCUUGACCACAGGGGAACCAACAAUGCCUUCCAAGCCAAGAGCGGAUCAGCGUUAGCUCAGCUCUAUGGCACCUCUGCUACCUUGGAGCACCACCAUUUCAAUCAUGCUGUCAUGAUUCUCCAAAGUGAGGGUCACAACAUCUUUGCUAACUUGUCCUCUAAGGACUACAGUGACCUUAUGCAGCUUCUAAAGCAAUCGAUAUUGGCAACAGACCUCACUCUGUAUUUUGAGAGAAGGACCGAAUUUUUUGAACUUGUCAGUAAAGGUGGUUAUGAUUGGAAUAUAAAAAACCACCGAGAAAUAUUUCGAUCAAUGCUAAUGACAGCCUGUGACCUUGGAGCUGUGACCAAACCGUGGGAGAUUUCAAGACAGGCAGCUGAGCUGGUAACCAGUGAGUUCUUUGAACAAGGAGACAGAGAAAGAUCUGAACUCAAACUCAUCCCUUCGGCCAUUUUUGAUCGGAACAGGAAAGAUGAACUACCCAGGUUGCAGCUCGAGUGGAUUGAUAGCAUCUGCAUGCCAUUGUAUGAGUGUCUAGUGAAGCUGAAUGUGAAACUGAAGCCUAUGCUGGACUCUGUGGCAGUAAAUAGAGGUAAAUGGGAGGAGCUGCACCAAAAAAGACUUCCUUCUCAGGCGGCAUCCUCAUCCUCCUUUUCCUCUAGCUUUACCAUGUCCCUCAAAGACAUAAAUUAAGCCUGCAAAUGCCAGUGUCGCUUUUCGAUAAGAGCUGUCUGAAAGGUUUUCAUAAGCUUUGGCCCACCGUUUUUUUGAGAAAUACUUUCACAGACGUGCUUAAUUGAUUGGAUAUUAUCUUGACAGCAUAGUUUUCUUUUACUGGGAGGCUUAGUGGGACUGAAAGGAAAGUCUGCAGUGAGACCGUGCUGGUAUCUGGAGCGGCACGGAAGACAGCACAAGAAGCAUUCAUUCAGCUCCACUACAUUUCAACUGCUGCUGUAAAAAUCUGUAAAGCUGACAACAGACUGAAAUAUAAGAACUUACAGCUUAAUAAAAUUAAUAGUACAGAGCAAAACUGGGAUGCAAGCUGGUCAAAUCAUAUGCAAGGAGCUGCAGGAAAACAGAAUAGUAUGUAAUUACAUUGUUGUUUUGCAUCUCUGCAGUACACGUUAUGAAUCAAUUAUGCCUGCUUUUGUGAUGUUCCUCUCUUCCCUCCUCUUUUAUGCCUGAAUGUUCUGAAAAGCCUGCUUUGUAUUCUAAAGAAGUAUUUUUUUACAACAAAGCUUCUUAGUGAUUGAUCAGGGCCUUUAGAAUUGCCUACCUUUGCUACAUUUAAAAACAAACUUUAUUAUCUUUAAAAACACCAACCUGUCCCUGCUUCCCUGAGAAAUUCAUACUAACAGUGCAGUAAAUUUCUUAGCAAGGGGAAGUUUGCAUAAAGGUAAAAUAUUGCAUGGUAAUUUUAGAGGGUUUUUUUUUCUUUUCUCUAAAAAACGCUCUUUUAACACCUUUUUUUUUUUCAUCACAGUGUCCCCUAAGGAAAAAAUUAAUAGGCUUUAAUGAAAAUAGAAUACAAAUAAAAAAGUAAAUCUGCUGCCUUGUGCUUCAGGUUUAUAUUACGUUGAAAAGUCAACCAUAGAUAAGCCUUUCUAGUAUAACUUCCAGUUGAAAUUAAUAUUUUGAAAUGGUGGAGAGGAAGAGUAUCAUCACACUGGACUGACUACCUCUUACUUCUCUUGCAGUUCUUUCAGUACAAUUUGAGAUGCUAUUAUUACAGCUAGCACAGCACUAGUCAAGGCUCUCAUGUAGACGUCUGUGGUAGAGGUGUUCAUAAAAAUCUAAUCAAACAUGAUAGGUCACAAAACCAAACGUGUCUAGUUCUGUGUGAUGACACUAGUAUUACCUGAAAGCUGGUCUCUUUCCAUUAGUGCAAAGAUCACUAGUGUAGCAAAACUGUGAUCUAUGAUAUGAGGGUGCUUUCUCUGCUGCAUGACCUGACACAAGAGGAGUCAUGUUGCAGGGCUUACAAUUCCCAUUUAUAGGGGAAAAAAAAAAAAGCCUUUGUACUCCAUGAAAAAUGGAAUUCUAAAUAUAGGGUUGUCUGGCAGUAGAAACUAAAGCUGAGUUCAGCUUAGUUUUACACCUGUGCCAAACUCCAUUUACUUCAGUGGAAUUACCUUGAACUGGCACCAACUUAAUGGAAAUCAGAACCUGGCCCGGCUGACCACAUGCUAAAAGAGCUUUCCUGCUCUCUAAGGAAAGAGAGUCAUUAAUGAUGUAUAAAAGCUGACUACAUAUGUCUGACAAACAGAAACAACAAAUCUGCUGAUCGCUUUAAAAAAAAAACAAAAACAAAACUCACAACAAAACAAAACCCCUCUGUGCCAUUAAUCCUGUGUCUAGGAAAAUAGCUGGAAAUUUCAGUACCAUUGCAAGCCAAUCCUUUAGUACGCAACCGAACCACAUCCCUUUCUCUAGCAGAAAGAAGCAGGGAAAGAGCAGAAAUGCAGACUGCAGAGUAGUGAAUAUAUGCACCAAAUAGAAUGUUUCUGCUAUUAUUUUACCACUUCUUUCUUCCCUCAAUAAAGACAGAUGCCGGAUAGUAAGCAGCAAGCCAUACAGAACUUAAAACACGUAUUUGAUGGGAGAAAGAGAUACAAGGAACUGGCAUAGCACUGCUGGCAGGCACAUACACAGCUUUCCUGAAUUUUGAUAUGGCAUAUUGCUAAGUAUAACGUAAUUUAUAGUGCAUACCCUACAGCUUCCCCCAAGGUUGAGUCUCCCCUCAUUUCCUCUCCCUUUUAUUGGCUUCAGUGCGCUGUUGCCCAUGGCAACACCCACUGGCAGGGAUGGGGAUUCAGCACCACCGCAACCUGACAUACAGCUGAAGUUCUAACAAUGUCAACCAUCAAUCAAGUGACUGUUUGUAAUUGCCUCCAUCUAUUUCUCCUGUCUUUCGGUAUCUUUGUUAUUGUGGGUCAAAAUUCAGAAACUGCUGACUAAUGUUAUGGUUCUGUUCCUCCAUCACAAGGAAGAAAAUGAGAGAGCACGGCUAGAUCGUUAUCAAAUUGUUCUCAGGCAAAACGAAGCAACCCUGCUGAAGCUGGGGGGGCACCACCAGCGUGUCUCAGAACAGCACCGGGGCUCUGAAAGCAGUAUAGCUCAAUCUAAAAACAAAACCAACCAACCAAAAAAGAAUCUUAUACUUUUUUUUUCUUAACUCUUAGCUUAGAAAUUAGCAAAAGAUUUCCAUUUUUGAGAGAAAAAUUCUUUGUGGAAGCAUGCAGUACAGUAAAUAAACAUAUUGCAAGUUUCUCAUAUUUUAAGAUGGUGGAAAACACUUUUUCCAGUACUUCAGUCAGUUUUGCCAAACUCUUCCAAGAUGUGCACAGGAGAGAUGACUGUGUAGGUUGUUAAAAUGGCAUUCUCCAUUUUCUACUUGUUUCCCUGCCCUCUGCACAAGGGGAGAUCAAAACCUACUGAAAUUAGUUUAGUUCUGUGAGUGCGUAUAAAACACAGGUCUACAAGAGAUGAGGAACUGACAAUCAAACAGAAACAACAGAUCUGCUGAUCACUUUAAAAAAAAAAAAAUUAGCGAGCACGUGGAGAAGAGGACCGAGAACCCACUGUUACACAGGACUGUGCUAGAAACGCACUGCUUGGCCCUUUCCCUAGAGAUGCCCAACACAUCCACUCUGCUUCAUCAACAGACAAACCAUCACUUAUUUUCCCCAGCAGUGAGUGGAAAUUUGGCCUUUGAUGAGGGCUCUAGCAUCUACAAUUCCAAUGCUAAAACAUGGUGAGCACAUGGACCAUCCUUAGGGUCACAGGGGCUUCAUUCUCCCCAAAAGGAGCUUCAAGCUGGUUCAACAGCAAUGCCAUUUUUCUAGGUAUCCUACUGAGUAGUAGUAACCGCACCCUGAACUCGGUCAGGUUUCUUGUCUCAUGACAUGAGGUCUCACAGGAGUCAGCCAGUAGCCCCCACUUUAUCAGCAGAAAAUGCUCAGGAGAUCUAGGUCUUCAUCCCCAUCCUCAAAGAUAGUUCAGACCACACAGUAAUUCCACUCAGGAUUCCCACCUGCAAGGCUGCUGGCCAUAAUCAACCUUUCCUCAUGAAUUAAAAAAAAAAAUAAAAAUGCAAAAGCAUAAACACCCUAGCAUUGUGUAGGGUAUUCAGGAAGAAGCCUGACGUUUAAUCAUACUUGAUUAAUUGAAGCAGGCUUUCGAAACUGCAUGUACACCUUCCCCACCAGAAUGUGGGGAGUCAGAAGGGUGGGCUUGUCUCCUGCCAAAGCCCCUUACAUGUACCCAGCAAGGAGAUGGGUACAGCCCUGAUUUCUGCUUCACUCCUGGGAGAUGCACAGAGCAGACAGGCUGCCAGGGAAGAGCUCAGGAGGGGCUCAUAUGUAAUUAAAGCCCUCCCCUGCAACAUGACACUGUGACCCCACCAGAAAACCGAACACUGUUCAAGGCGAGGAGCACCUGGCGCAGAAGCUCUCCUGUGGUUCAGACAGAAGAGUUUCCCACCUUCUGAAAAUGAGAUAUCCAAGAGGUGUCUUUGACGGUAAUUCGAGUAGUAAAAUCUGACAAUUUCCCCUGAAAGUGCCCCAUCAUUUUGCCUUUCUCCCAGCCUGGCACUGACAGGUGAAACAGAACAGCUUCAACACAAUGCGAUCAAGCUGUAGACAUUGGCUUCCGUCAGGAUGUGGUUUUUGCUCCUGCUCCAAAGCAGAAUCACACUUAGAAGGUCAGACAGCAGUAGCUCACGGAAGUGUAACCUGGAUGCCUCAUGUGGCAACGGGACGCUGAAGUCCCCACGCAGCUCCAUCACAGCCAACCCCCACUAUCUACAGGGCCAGGGCUCUUGCUGAGAAGGGCGUUGGUCUGUUUCAUGCCCUGCAGAAAAUAGCUGUAGACUAGAGGAGUAUGUUUCAUUUUAGCUCAGGUAUUCCUUCAGAUGGUGUCCUUGAUACAGGAGCUGUGUUUUUCUGGACUGGUGACCUAGCUAAUUGCUCCUUCCUGUAGUGCACUGCAAUCUCGUAACGUGCCUGUAGUUAUCAACAAAGCCAAUACUAGUACUCACAAACUAUUUUUUGAAAACUGCAGCCAGCAGUGCCUAACGCCAUUUGUAAUAUUUAGACAAACUCACCCUAGUGGAAAAAUAGGAGUGUUUCAGUCUACAGGCCAAAUACUUCUUUUUCCCUUCAUAAAAUCAAACCAGUUUUAGUUAUUGAUAGAUCGUUUAUACAUUGAGUGAAAUUUCAGAACAGGUUUAUUUCAAGGUUAUAUAAAACAUACUAUCAGACGAUUCCAAUGCUUAGAGUGUUCUGGGCAAGAAAAUAUAAAGCAAGAUAUUUUUUGAAUUGGCUUUGUCAAAUAAACAGAAGACUUUUAAGAGUAAAAUCAUGUGGUUUUCUAACGUAACAAUGAAAUGGGAGGUAUAAAUAAGCUGAAAUGAGAGAUCCCAGAGAUUUCCAUCACUUGAAUGUGCCAGUAUUGGAACACACACUUUAUAUUGUUUGUUACCUCUUCUUUUUUGGCUUACUUUUAUUUAAUUACUGAUUUAUAAGCAUGUUGGACACUGCAUCUUACAGUUGUGCAGGAAAUACCAUUAUCAGCUUUGAACCUUUGCUAUGGGAAACAACUGACACAUGCAGAGAAAUACUGUAUUUUCUAAUGCAAGUGAGUCCUACAUACUUUCCAAAUGUAUAACUGGAGACUUCUGCAUCCUUUUCCUUUUUGCAUUUUAAGAUCCUUACCCUCAUUGUUUUGCUUUAGUAUAUCAAACAAUGCUGAUCCAGCUUUUUAAAGCAUGUUUUUGAAAUUAACAACUUGGUCUCUCUAAAAAAAAAUAAAUCAUUUUAAUGGCUUGC
Calidris pugnax (ruff) is the source of this 7196-nucleotide messenger RNA. RefSeq names its product phosphodiesterase 11A (gene PDE11A). Gene Ontology annotation, biological process: signal transduction. The transcript is spliced from 20 exons. NCBI's taxonomy places the organism in Eukaryota, Metazoa, Chordata, Aves, Charadriiformes, Scolopacidae. The record is from RefSeq and is a predicted model, not a curated record. Gene Ontology annotation, molecular function: 3',5'-cyclic-nucleotide phosphodiesterase activity; protein binding. Bases 1 to 2061 code for a protein of 686 amino acids.